Messenger RNA from Macrobrachium nipponense, 1693 nucleotides. RefSeq lists its product as uncharacterized. Bases 134 to 1600 code for a protein of 488 amino acids. Gene Ontology annotation, molecular function: ubiquitin protein ligase activity. Gene Ontology annotation, biological process: protein ubiquitination. The record is from RefSeq and is a predicted model, not a curated record. The transcript has 5 exons. Lineage: Eukaryota; Metazoa; Arthropoda; Malacostraca; Decapoda; Palaemonidae.
AGGAAUAAACAAGCAAGUGAGCCGUUUCAGAGACAUAUAUCACUUACUACUACUACUACUACUAUUACUUAUCUUCAUUUGGUUAAUAUGUGCCACUGCCUUAUUAUAUUAAAGAGAGCAAGUGACAUUUGUAAUGGCUUACAAUCCCCUUGAGUGUGACGUUUGUUGCAAUGAGUUCAGCGACGACCAUUGCCCGAGGAUCCUUCCGUGUUCCCACACGCUAUGCGGUUGUUGUAUCGAUCAGAUCAUCUCCAAGCAAACGAAAGCCUGCCCUGUCUGCAAGGGCGCCUUCGCUGCAAUGUCAGCCGAAGACCUGUUAAUCAACAGGAACCUCCUCGAUGCCGCGAAGCAACUGUCUUCCGGGCACAAAGAACCCAAGGCUCCUUCGAGAGGACCAGCGUCUUCUUUUGAAGAGCUCAUUAAUGGUAUCAGGGUGAAUUUUACUCAGAAAUGCAUGGCUGACUACGAGGAGGCUGAGACUCUGGUGUUGAGCGCCAUUGAAAAGUUGAAAAGGAUGCAAGAUGACGCCCUUGAAAGCCAAAGAGGAACUGAGGGACUUAUCCACACGUUGCAAAAGUUGCAACUUUCAAACGAAAACAGUUUGAGCAACAUCGAUCAAAAUUCCAAAUUGCUGAGAGACAGACUCGACGUUAUACGACGGAAGAAGGCAAAGAUAGAGAAAUCUGAUGCUGAACUGAAAAAAACAACAGACUUUACUGCGGCUGGAGUCAUUAUGGAUGAAACCAAAGGGAUGGUAGAUGGAGCUCCGGAGGAGUUCAAAGAAAUCGAAGCGCUGCUUCAGCAGAACGAGAAAGAGAGAGAUGUUAUCAAGGAGAGUCUGAGCUCGAAAAUAAGGUUGGAAAAUGCCUCAGUGGAAUUGGGGAGAAGUGAAGACGACUCUUUUUUGAACAUCACGGUGAAUGUCCUCCGAAGUUUAUGUGGUCCGUUGAGGAGCGAUGCCCACAGGGAGGUCUUCGCUGUGAAGAUCUUCGAAGGGAAGCAACGGGUGGCUCGAGUCAAGAUUGGGUCCAAAAAUCAGGUCUCUUUCAAUCAUCUUGAGGAAGGAGAUGUGCCCCAAAAAAGCUAUGUCAUACAGCUUGAAUACCUGAUGAAAAUGUCCGCCCAAAGGGUAUUCCUGGACCUGGGUGUGGACGGGACACAUCUUGGAAGGAUAAUAAUCAAAGUAAAGGACGAAGGAAACUUGGCCCUCAACUUCCUCCAUUUGUGCGCGGGAGAUCUGGGAACCUCUUACGCCAACUCACAGGUCUUGGAUGUGGAGAGCAAGGGUGGGGAUGGUGAAAACAUUGAUAUGGGACAUUACAAGAUGCUGUUGUCGGGAGUGGAUUUCAAGGAGGAGACUAAGAGGGAUAUCUAUGAACAGACGUCAUGGAAGGCAGGAGACGUGAGAGUACACGUUCCAGACAAUGAAGACACUACUCCAGUUUUUUAUAUCGUCACCAGAGAUUAUCUUGAAACCCAAACUAUUGGUCACUGUGGAACAGUAGAAGAAGGACUUGGGGUACUGCGACGUGCCAUUUUGCAGUAUCCAGCCAUUCAGAAGAUAAAGAUUGUCGAAUGUGGACUAAUAUUGUCUCUGUAGCUUUCCUGUAGUGAACUUUGAUCUUGAUAUCAUUUUUUAUUAUUCAUCUGAGUCCUAAGUAGGUCCACAACAAAAAGCAGUUGUAAGUAUACU